AUGUCGUGGACUAAAGUGGUAGCUAUAACCGGAUGUGAUAGUGGCCUUGGAUGGGCUAUUGCAGCGCGCUCAGCCCGCGAAGGCAUGCUUACUGUAGCUGGAAUGUUCAAAGGAACUGAUACAGAUGCUUCACACGCUUUAAAGAAUUUAUGUGCACAUACAUAUCCCCUUGAUGUGACUGAUCCAGAUAGCGUGAUCGGAUUUCGAGACUAUGUACAAAGUAUUUUAAAAGACAAUUCGAAUAACAAGCUGUACGCCGUAGUUAAUAAUGCGGGAGUUAUGACAAUUGGUGAUUACGAAUGGCAAACACCUAAAAUUAUAGAAAAUACGAUAAACGUUAACCUGCUUGGCUCUAUGAGAAUUGUUUCUUCGUUUUUGCCAGAACUCAGGAAAAGUGCAGCUGACAGUGCAAUAAAGCCUCGUAUAAUCAACGUAUCGAGCCACUGCGGUUUGCAGCCUCUGCCCGGCUUUGGUCCUUACAGUGCGAGUAAGGCGGGUUUGUUGGCUUGGACGCGAACUUUGCGGAUGGAACAACGUGAAUAUGGCGUAAACGUUCUUGCAUUUAUUCCAGGGGGAUUUAUUGGUUCGAGUAAUUUAAUGUCUUAUCAAAAAACACAUUGCAACGAUAUGUUGGAAUAUCUGUCCGAAGAACAGAGAGCUGUAUAUGAGAAAAAAAUCAAGACUCUUUGUAAUUAUCUGGAAAAGGCUGCGAAUAAUGCGAGAUUUGACUCUAUGAAAGAUGAAAAUAUAAUUGAGACCUUCAUCAAAGCCCUCACUGAUGAAAAUCCGAAAGAACUAUACAAGAUAGAAUCUUGGAGAUAUAUGUUUUAUUAUAAUUUAUUAAAACUGCCUAUUCCAGAAAGUGCGCAUAGGUGGUUAAUAAAUAAAUUUGUUAACUUUCCAUAG
Molecule: messenger RNA, 906 nt
Organism: Parnassius mnemosyne (clouded apollo)
Lineage: Eukaryota; Metazoa; Arthropoda; Insecta; Lepidoptera; Papilionidae
Source: the annotation of a GenBank genome assembly